Molecule: messenger RNA, 3203 nt
Organism: Tuber melanosporum (Perigord truffle)
Lineage: Eukaryota; Fungi; Ascomycota; Pezizomycetes; Pezizales; Tuberaceae
Exons: 4
Coding region: 324-2660 (778 amino acids)
Biological process (GO): DNA-templated transcription; regulation of DNA-templated transcription
Cellular component (GO): nucleus
Molecular function (GO): DNA-binding transcription factor activity, RNA polymerase II-specific; zinc ion binding; DNA binding
Source: RefSeq, a predicted model, not a curated record
AUCUCUUCAUCCUCACCACUCAGAAUUUCCCACUACCCUUCCCCGUUCUCGUAACCGUUUAGCUGCUUCAACACUGUGGUUCCUGUUGUCGCUCUCAACCACUCCGGGCUGUAAUAUUUUCACUACUGCCCACCCACCAGCACCACCCUCAGCCUCCUGCCGGGGCAACAACAAGUUGCUUCUGCUGCUCUCUCCUCUCGUUUCUGUUGCCCACCUAUCCCCAGCACUAUUGUUCCCUCUCUUUCAAUAUACUUUACCAUUUACCCUUUUCCCGCUUUAAAAUAAUAUCUCAGUACCGUACACUUCGGUUGAGGCGUAUCACUAUGGCGGGCAGCCCUGGGUCGCCUCCCCCCGCUCCUGCAAUCAGUGUAUCUUCGCCUUCAUCUGCUAUCCCCGCAAAACGCCCCCUCUCCGACGGGAAUCGCAACGAUCAUGGAAAUGGUAACGCGGUGAAUAGCCACAACUCUUCCUCUCCUCCUAAUUCUACCGUUCACGCGUCCGUCUCAACUCCUCCGACAAAAAAGGUCUUGGAGAGGAAUCAGGCGUGUUUGUCUUGUCGCUCGCGCAAGAGGAAAUGUGAUGGUGGGAAACCGACUUGCGGUGCUUGUGAGCGCCUGGAGAGAAAAUGUCAGUACUCGCAGAAUAGUUCCGCUGCUGUAACAAAGAUCCAUUCGUCAUCUUCGGCAUCUCAUCAGACUCAGAAAGCCAGCCAACCUUUACAACAAUGGGCUCCAAAUGCGACAAACGAAGAUUCUCAGGCGCUCCAGAUCGGGGCUCCUCCCCCGCGUGCAGACCGCUCCGAACAUGUGCCCGCAAAUACAGUGGUCGCUUCCACCGUCGCCUCAGGUGUUGCGGUCCCGAACCACAAUACUUUCACCCCGAUCAACCUUGAGUCUACAUCGCAGCCCCCCAUGGUUAACGGGAAUUCCGGUCUGCGCCAUGAGGUUACUCAAUCUUGUGACUCGAGCAAAAAUUCCAAGAGGCCUUAUGACAAUACCGCCUCGAACCAGGCAGGUAAUUUUGCCUGUCAAUUCUUGCAAGCUUCUCCGUUUGUGGGGUUGGAUGCUAUUAACAUCGUGCCCUGGGGUUCGCCGGCUGGGGUUGGCGCUUGGGAUGAUAGGCCUAAAAAGAACAAAAGCCUUUCGCCUCAAGAUAUAGAGACCCCUGAGAGCACUAAUAGUGCGAUUACAUUGGUCAACAAUGAUGCAGGAGGUGUGCUUGAGGAAUUACCGUCACACGAUACUAUCGUGGAGUUGUUUGAAUUGUUCUUUGACCAAGUUCACCCAAUCAUUCCAUGUCUUUACCGAAAGCAAAUUCUCGCCGACAUUCAGCCAGGCGGUAGUUUGUCCAAACCGCUUCCUUUGGUGUUUGUGGUUUUGGCAUUGGCUUCCCUGAUCCAUCCUGCGCCAGCUGUGCAGGAUAGAUCAGCUCGUUGGCAUGCCGCCGCCAAGCGCGGUUUCGAUGCUGCAGUUACCCGUGGCAAUUAUUCUCUUGAUAAUGUUCAAGCUUCGAUCUACAUAUGCAUGUACUGUUUUGUUACAGCCGAACUGUCUGAGUUGUGGAUAUUCCUUGGCAAAGGUUAUCGCAUGUCGAAUCCGCUUGGUUUGCAUCAGAUUGAUUCCCCGCGAAGGGGAAGGUUUCAGGGCUUCCUGCCACAUCCGAAAUCGGAACAGGAUCUCGAGGAGAGGAGAAGGGCUGCUUGGGGGCUAUAUGUCUUAGAUAGUUUUUGUUCGUGCUCGUGCGGUUGGCCUUUGGCUAUCAAUGAUCGUGACUUUUGUGUGAAUUUCCCUGUCGAUGAAGAUGUAUUUCAGAGCGGGGAGAUCGAGAAAAUGUCACAUAUCGUCGUGGAGCCAUUUGCGCAUAAUUUGGCUGACCUGAUCGGCCCUACGAGCGCCUCAUCUCCACCAAGAGGACCCUUUCACUAUCUCUGCAAGCUCGCGGUUCUCAUUGGCCGUAUUGUUUCGUAUCACAACUCUCCCAUUGCUCCGACCGAUAAUACGGACUUUGAGUCCCUCGAAACGACUCUCGCACGUUUCCGACUUUCUCUCCCUAGGAGGUAUCGUAGCAUUGUGGAACUCAGUCCUUCAGAAGUGACACACGUUACUCAGCUUCAAAUCCUCCUCCACGUCUGUACAAUCCUCCUUUACCACCCAACCGUCCCGGUACCGACUUCACCUCUAUCAUCCUCCUCCGACGGCCAACUCCACCAAAACCGGGGCCAAUCCCCGGGCUCCUCAAUCCACGACCUCUCAUCGGCCGAACCGGCCUUUACCCGCUGCGUCUCAGCGGUGAACAACAUCCUCUCCAUCCUGAGAACACACAUCAACAGCCCGCCGCCAUGUUCACCAACAGGGUCUCUAGUCGUGAUAGAUGUCCUACAAAAUCCCUUCAUCACCCCGUCCCUUUUCCUCUCCGCACGUAUCCUUGCCGUGCGCUGGCUAGAAACUGGUCGGGACAAGGGCGUUCGCGCAAAGAUCGAGUUGAUACUCGGAGUUUUUGAUCGGAUCAAGGAGGUUUGGCCGGACGUUGCAUCAAAGUAUCGAUGCUUGGUACUGGCCGAUAUGGCAAGGGACGGAAAUGGCCUGGGGGGUAUCAGGGGUGGUGGUUCUGGGUUUAUGGGGAAGGAGUGUGCGCCAGCGUGCGUUGGUCCGGAUAGGUGAUUUUGUUGGUCUGUCGAUUCGUGUUCAAGUGCGGAGUGGGGUGUAAUAUUACUUUUCACUUGCUGGGCUUGUUCUUGAUUUCCGCUUCUGGGUUAGCUUACUAUCUUCUCCUCUAUUCCUUUUCUUUGCCUUUUCUUCCCAUCUCAUUUGUCUAAGGGUUCCGGGGUUAGCACGGUGGUAUUUUUUUUCUUUUUUCCCCUUAUUUCCUUGUAUCGUGUUUUAUUAUCGUACUCCCCUCUUCCUCUCCUUUCCUUUCCCUUACCUCUGCGCUAUUUCUUUGCUUCGGGUUUUGCGCGGAUCGUCGCCGAUAGAGGAUAAUGAAAAUCUUUUCUUCAUUUCUUUUCUCUCUUCACCUUUUUCAUCUCCCCCCUCCCUCAGCGUGGUGUCAAAAAGGAGUAAGUGUCGGUCAUGCCUUGUCACUCGAGUUUACCAUUUUGCGCUUGGUUUCAUUUCGUUCUAUAUCUGUUACCUGGUUUGGUUUCUUGUUUUUUUUGGGAUGGGUGGGGACGGGCCAGUCAAUGAAGUCCUUUUUUUCGAGAAAAA